Molecule: messenger RNA, 2255 nt
Organism: Pseudomyrmex gracilis
Lineage: Eukaryota; Metazoa; Arthropoda; Insecta; Hymenoptera; Formicidae
Gene: Pef
Product: peflin
Exons: 7
Coding region: 483-1040 (185 amino acids)
Biological process (GO): COPII vesicle coat assembly
Molecular function (GO): calcium ion binding
Source: RefSeq, a predicted model, not a curated record
CAGACGUACUAUGUUCCGUUACUUUCCCACCAAUCCGACCAAAGGUGAAACACGUUCGGACUUGUGCACAUAGCACGGAAUAGAACCGCACGGUCGUGGACAUAGCACGGAAUAAAACCAUGUCCACGUUUGGACAUAGCGUACGUAUCGACAAGUCACUCGUGGACAUCGUUACGUAGUUAUCAAUGUGCACCACCCAUGGACAUGCGCUAGCUUAACGGGCGGAAAAGCGAUUCCAAAAAUUCUUGUGGGCCUGGCCGCUCUCGAAUAGGCAUUAUUGAUAAAAAAAAAAAAAUUAUUUUCGAAUACAACACAGUGCGUUUUCACUGUGAUAAUAAACAUUUUUUAAGUGUGAAUCGUGAGUGUAUUUUACGUCAUUAUGUAAUAUAAUAAUACUAGAGUAAAAUAUAGGAUUUUGUGAUGACAGUUUGAGAGAAACCAUAUAAUAAUUCGUGCUGUUUUAGAAUUAGACAGUUUCAGUGAUGGCAUAUCCGAACGCCAUGUACGGUUCCACCAAUCUCGAAUCUGAAGUAAGUCCAGAUGUUCAGCAAUGGUUUUCGAUGGUAGACAGAGAUAAAAGCGGACGUAUAACAGCUACUGAAUUACAAUCAGCAUUGGCUAAUGGUCAAGGUGGUACUUUUUCUGACACAGCAUGCAAAUUAAUGAUUGGUAUGUUUGAUAAAGAGAAGGAUGGCACUAUAAACGUAUCAGAGUUCCAAGCUCUCUAUAAUUAUAUAAAUGCUUGGCUUGGUGUUUUUCGUGGUUUUGAUCAUGAUAACUCAGGAAGUAUUCAGGAAAAUGAAUUGAAUGCUGCUUUAACACAAAUGGGUUACAGACUCAGUCCAGAGUUUAUUAAUUAUCUCAUUAAAAACAGUGAUCUUAAAGGUCAUAAGUCUAUUACUGUUGACCAAUUUAUAGUAUUAUGUGUACAAAUACAAAGAUUUACAGAAGCAUUUAGGAAAAGAGACACAGAUCAAACUGGGACAAUAACUAUUGGAUUUGAAGAUUUCCUAGGAGUAGCUCUUAGUUGCAGUAUAUAAUAAGCAUAUAUCUAAAUGAUAUACACACUUUAUAUUAUUAAUUAUUGCACUCGUAUGCAGGAAGAAAAUCACUGACACAGCUUGGACUACAAAUAAUAUUUUUCUAUUUUAGAAGAUAAAAUAUAAAACAUAAGUUUACGUAGAUAAGUUUUUAAGUUUAUAUAUAUAUAUAACAUAUAUUAAAACAUUCUUUUGUGUUUAUAUGUACAUAUUUUUAUAGCUUUUAAUACAGUAGUUUUAGGUACAAGCUUUCUUUAUACAUUUAAUAUUGUAUGAUAAGAGUAAACGUACUCUUUGAAAAGAGUAAGAUACAUAUGCGAUUGUCAUUAAUAAAUACAAGAAGUAUUAAAAAGCUUAAUUAUUAUCGAUUAUACAAAGUAUAUGAGUACCUCAAAUGACAAUAAGGUUAUAAUAUUGCAUUUUAAGUCGAAGAUGAAUAUCACAUGACAAUGUGUAACAUGUGCGAGAUAUAAAUUGUGCGCACACUGAACUAUUAUAUUAUAAACAUGCAUUUUUAUACAGAUAUUCUGAAAGUAACGCAGAUGUUUUAAGUCUACCGGAUCAUCAAGAUUUUUUGCUUCACGUAAAACAGGCUCAAGAGAGAAUUCAAGAAUUUGAUCGUUUGCAAAGAGCAAGGCAUCUUCUAGACGCUAUUACGCUAAUAAACGAUCUGCUUGCCGAUGGUUCUGAGAUAGAAAUGUUAAUACUUGCCGGAACAAUAGUAAGAAGAUUUAAUAAAUUAGGUGUGACAAACGUAACAACUCGUGAAGAAGAUGUGGUGGAAGAAAGGAAGUUACUUGUGGCUGUAGAGGCACGAUGCCUGGAGGAUAUAAAGGUUGCGGUCACGGACACGUCGGACAUCCAGGUGUUCAUCAUUGGUCUUGCUGUGGAUCUAUAUUACGUAACGGACGUUGCUUGAAUAUACGAAAAACUAUGCGUCACCUUACAUUACUAGGAUCCAUCAAAUAUAUUUUGCACCAUUUUACGUACCCGUUGCUAAAUUUUCUACCGUUACAUAUGCACGUAACACAUAUUUCGAUGUACUCAGUAUCAUAAAAUAUAACAACAAAAAAGUGAAAUUUUUUAUUUCGAUCGGAAUUAAUUCUGAUAGGAAGAAUUUCAAUGAACAGUUGGAGAAUAGAACCAUACUAUAAAAUGAAAUUUGGUUAUAAAAAAUACAAAACGUGACAGGAAUAAAGGAGGAUGACAAAUUUG